Amborella trichopoda is the source of this 1869-nucleotide messenger RNA. It is a transcript of the gene RGS1, whose product is annotated as REGULATOR OF G-PROTEIN SIGNALING 1. The record is from RefSeq and is a predicted model, not a curated record. Lineage: Eukaryota; Viridiplantae; Streptophyta; Magnoliopsida; Amborellales; Amborellaceae.
UGACUUCUGAGACUGAAAGUCCCCCACCACUACUGACCUUUUGAAAUGGAAAUGGGAAAAUCAGAGGGAGACAUUUCCCUCGUACUUCGGGCACUUUCUCUCUCUAGGGUCCUCAUUCUCUCUCGACAACUUCUUCUCUCUAACCUCGACCUUCUCCACAUACGAUUUUCUCGCUCGAAUGCUCAAUUUUGCUCUCCAUUGCCGAGCUUAAACCUUAAAAAGAUGCCCAAUCUGCCAAAAUACCAUUAACCAUGGCUAACUGCUCUGUUCUUGGUGGAUGCCCAAGCGAUUACAUAGCCAUUGCCAUUUCCAUCCUCUGCAUGAUCCUGCUUUUUGCACGAGCUGCUUUUCCUUAUGCAGUUCACAAGCCUCCUAAGUUGAUAGGAAGCAACUUCAUACUUUUGUUUGUCCAAAUCCUUGCCAGCUUCUGUCUUCUAUUGUCCUUAGUGAUGUCUGUACAAUUUUUUAAAUUCAAGCGAAAGCAUCCAUGGCAAUCGUGCUAUAUUUGGGCAGUCUGGGGUGAGGGUCCCUGUGGAUUUGGCUUGUUGCUGAGCUGCCGCAUUUUACAGGCUUACCACUUAUACUAUCUGUUUGUAAAGAGGCGUCUACCACCAUUGAAUUCACGUAUCUUACUUCCAUUGAUCCUCUUGCCAUGGAUUGCUGCUGCUGCCUUUAUUCAUCAAAAGAGACCUCUCAAUCCACGAUGCCAUAUGCAUAGUCGUUGGGUAAUACCUAUAGGGUUGCUUCAUGUGUUAUAUGUUUCUGCAAUGGUGGGCUUUACCUGGGCUGUUCGGCAUGUUGAGUUCAGGUUUCAUGAAUUUAGAGCUCUCUUGCGGGGAAUCAUUGUAUCUUCCACAGCUGUAGCAUUGACCUUAGUUCAUCCACUACCAAACUGCAGAUCUAGGCACCUGGAGCACCGCUCUUGUGAGGAAUUUGGACUGCUGCUUACAUUGCUAAUGAGCUUCAUGAAGGCAAGCAUUAUGGUUCUUGCUUUCUUCUCUUUGUCAAUAUCUCAACCUCUUCUAUCCCAAAUGAGCUUGAGAAAAAAGGAGCCACAAGACUUUGGGAUCAUGGGUAGGGCUUUGGGAAUACCAGCUAGUGGACUACUCUUACCAACAGGAACAACAAUGGACAUAGAUUUGAAAGAACCCAUUGAUAGACUUCUCAUGAAUAAAAGAUUCCGGAACUCUUUUAUGGCAUUUGCUGACAGUUGUAUGGCUGGGGAAAGCAUUCAUUUCUAUGACGAGGUGCAUGAACUUGGUAAGAUACCUGUUGGGGAUACUAUCACAAGGAUCUACAUGGCACGGCAUAUUAUUGAACACUACAUAGUUAAUGGUUCCGCUAUGGAGGUUAACAUAUCUCACAAGACCCGUCAGGAAAUCCUGGGUACAACCGAUCUAGCUCAUCCCGAUCUCUUUAACCAUGCUAUCAGCGAGUUGAUGCAGCUUAUAAAAAUGAACUUAGAGAGAGAUUAUUGGUCAUCAACAUUCUUCUUCAAGUUCAAAGAGGAGACCAAAAGCCAAGCAGAAAGGAAUGAUCUUAUGGAAUGUUCGAUUGGGUGGGAUUACUCUCCAAGGCUAAGUGCAGUUCAUGGUGCAGAUGACCCCUUUCAUCAUGAUCCGCUCAACAAGAGCUCAUCGGAUAGAGGUGAUUUUUCAUUUCAGAGUGAAUCGGCAGGAAGCACGCAGGACUUCCCUGCUAUAUCUUUAGUUGGUUUUGAUGGCUUGUCAAGAUGAUCCUAAAUAUGUGCCAUAUCAGGUCAUGAAUUAAUCUGCUCCAUAGAACAGCCAAUGUCAACAUAGUCGAUUAAAAAAGAAAAUGACCCUUUGAAGGGAGCUGGGGGGUAAUAUAGUUCUUGUUUUGCUCUUU